UUUCAGAGAGGCACAGGGGAAUAGUGUUCCACAGAUAGUUAAACUUGUCAGACCGUGCUGUUGUAUUGAGAGAUCGCAGGGUGAGUGUACAGGAAAUGAGAGAUCUGAAUGCAUAUAAGAGGAGAAGGGGUUCAUUCUAUGUAUCUUACCACAGAUUGUAAGAGUUUGGAUUAAGUAAUUGUUUCCAGUGGAUUAAGAUCCAUCUCAGCCGAAUAUUGGAACUGAAUGAAAUUCAGGAAGCGAUUCUAACCAUUUAGGAUCACUUUUACUUCUCCAAGAGGAUGAUGAAGACAGUUGAUUUGUGAAUCCACACUAAAUGCAGCAGGAUGGCUUCACUUGGUGCAGAAUGCACUUUUCUUUUCCACUCUAAUGGCUCAUCAAUCCCAAACUCUACAUUUGCCUCCAGCACUAUUGCUGAGAUAUACUUGCGAUGGGUUCAGGCUUUGUUGCGGGGCCGAAGUAGGCUUACCAUCAUCCCUGGAGGAAUCUGCUUCUUUGCAUCAUUGCUAGCCAGCCCACUAAUUUUGCUCGCCAUUUUCACCAAAAGCACCCUCCGCCAAGAAUCCAGAUACCUACUGCUCGGCAACACUUUGAUCAGUGACUUGAUUUACUCGGUGAUAAACUUCAGCAUCCAGCUUUCUAAUGCUUUCCAGCUGAGCUCUCCCAAGGUGGUGUGUGAAUUGCUGCUUUUCACUCUCACGACUACAUGGUGCUGUGGGAUUAUGACAAUCACAGCCAUGGUGAUAGACACCUACCUGGCUGUUAACUGGCCUCUGCACUAUAUCACUCUGCUCCCCCCUACUAGGACAGUCAGAUUGGUCAUCUUCAUAUGGUUUUUGGUUACUUUGCCACAGUUUAUCAUCACUAUCAUAAUGAUAGCAACACAACAAUCUCCAUUUUGCAAGUUGAAAUUGUGUGAAGUGGACUACAUUUUCCUAAUAGCUCCACACGGCGCUGUCCUUGCUCACCUUUUUUAUGGGAUGUUCAUUCUUCUGUUACUGUCAUGCAUAUGUUUGCUGCUGGGUUGUUAUUUCAUGUUGUACUGGAAGACAAGGAAUUCCGGGAUAUGGAGAGGCUUUACCUCCAGGGCAAGACUCACCUUUCUAAUGCACUCUAUUGUCCUCUUCUUUUACUUUGGUUCAAUGCUACUGCUUAUAUUUGAAAGCAUUUUAUAUUAUUGUGGCAUGAUUAAGUUUGAGACUGUUACUUUCCUCACCUGGGCAUUGUCUAAUGUAAUAAUGAUGGCACCAAAGGCCCUAGCACCCUACAUGUAUGCAAUGAGGUACAGAGAACUAGCAAAGGUUAUCAAAUCAUUCUUCUUUGUAAAAAAAUUGAAUCGGGUGGAACCCUUGUGUUAAUCCUGCAAGAAGAUAACAUUAAUGUAAUCCCCGUGUUUGUCAGAAUGUAUUAGUGUUUAACUAAGGUUAUUAUGUGGGCUCUAAUGUUAAAUAUGUAUCCCCCUUACCUACAAAGCAUUAUCAAAUAUAAGCACUGCAUGAGGGAUAGGGCACAGAUUUCAAAAGCACAGAUACCAGUGAAGCUGCUGGUUGUGACCUCAAUGGCAUUUUCAUUGGAGCAAUUAAUAACAGCACAACAACUUCUAUGUCAGUUGAAGUCUGUGUGGUUCGGCUUGUUAGAACAUGCAGAAUCAUCCUGGAUCUGCCCCACAGCUCUUGUGUGGACUACGGGCCCUGGCUUGGCCCGUGCACCCUGUCCACACUGCAUUCCCCACCUCCAGUAUUCACACACAUUGUCCACUGUCCAUUCCCAAGCUCCAGCUCACACACCAUGUCCACAGUUUGUACCUUGGAUCUGGCCCACACACCCAGUGCACAGUCUGUCUGUUCCCUGUCUUCGGCCCACACACUCGGUCCAUACUCCAUGCUCCUGCUCCUGAAUACAGAUCCCAUCUCCGGCCCACACAUCCGGUCCUCGCUCCGGACCCAGGCUGCGCCCACAUACCCUGUUCACAGUCUGUUGCCUGGGUCCGGCCCACACAAACAGUCCACAGACCGUUCCCAAACUCUGGCCCACACACCCUGUCCACACUGCAUUCCCUAGGUCCAGCUGUACAUUCGUUCCAUGAUCCUGGCUCCAGUAGUUCCUGACCAACCAGACCCUGUUCCAGCCACAGAUCCACCCAUGUUUCUCACCACAAACCUAACCCAACACUGACCUGAACCUUGACUCCAGCCAUACACCUGGUCAGGAUUCCAACCAAAUGUACUAGAUGUCAGUACAAGAUAUCUCAUGGAAAACUGGACACACCAGACACCACAGGCAUUGGGUCUGGAAGAAUGGGCUAUAUUUACAAACAUUCCCAGUAAUUCAUGGGCAAUCUUUAAGGGACAGAAGUUUAGGGGUAACAUGAGAGGGAACUUCUUUACUCAGAGAGUGGUAGCGGUGUGGAAUGAGCUUCCAGUGGAAGUGGUGGAGGCAGGUUCGUUGGUAUCAUUUAAAAAUAAAUUGGAUAGGCAUAUGGAUGAGAAGGGAAUGGAGAGUUAUGGUAUGAGUGCAGGCAGGUGGGACUAAGGGAAAAAAGUUGUUCGGCACGUACUUGUAGGGCCGAGAUGGCCUGUUUCCAUGCUGUAAUUGUUAUAUGGUUAUCUUGCGAGGGCACAUAUCCGUGGGUAUCAUGGAUAAUGAAGAUUUGUCUGAAGAAGGGUCUCAACCUAAAACUUCACCUAUCCAUGUUCUCCAGAGAUGUUGCCUGACCUGCUGAGUUACUCCAGCAUUUUGUACCAUUUUGUGUAUUAACCAGCAUCUGCAGUUCCUUGUUUCUUCUAAGUGAAGAUUUAUUGGUGUUUUUAAGUCAGUGCAAUGUAGGAAAACAUGACAACCUGUACGCAGCAAGUUCCUGCAAACAGGAAUAAAAUAAAUAAUUAAAUUAUUUGUUGGGGGUGUUAUUUAUCCUUGAUAUAGUGAACUUCCUUGAUCACUAUUUAGUGCUUUUACAUCCAUUUGAUGUUGGUAUAGGUAUUGGUUUAUUUUUGUCAUGUGCACUGAGGUACAGUGAAGAUGUUUGUAUUAAGUGCUAUCCGGGCAUAUAGUUAAUUUCAUUGUUGAGUGCUACAGGUAGUGCAAAAAGAGAAAGAAAACAGAAUACAGAAUAUAGUGACACAGCUACAAAGGAAGUGCAGAUUUAAACAAAUGCAAGGACUGCAACUAGGUAGAUUGGAAAAUCAGGAAUGCAUCCUUAGCAUAUCAGAUGCCAGUUCAAGAGUCUGAUAACAACAUGAAAGAAGUUGUUCUUGAUUCUGAUGGUGCAUAUCUUCAAUCUAUAGCAUCUCCUGCCAGGAGAGGGGAGAAGAAAAUGACUGGGGCGUGAGAAGUCCUUGAUUACUUUCUGAGGAGGCUUAAGAAAGUUCACCUGUCCCCCCAGAUCCUGUUCAACUUCUACCGCUGUACCUUUGAAAGCAUCCUGACCACCUGCUUCACAGUAUGGUACAGCAGCUGCACCACAGCUGAUAGGAAGGCACUGCAACGGGUGGUGAAAACCGCUCAGCACAUCAUUGGUGCCCCGCUCCCAGCCAUGGAUGCCCUCCACCGCAAACGGUGUCUGAGACGGGCCGGGAAAAUCAUUAAGGACCCCUCUCGCCCUAACCAUUGCACUCCUCCCAUCAGGGAGCCGGUACAGUAGCCUCAGGUCUCGCACAAGCAGGCUGAAGAACAGCUUUUUCCAAAAUACCAUUACCCUGCUGAACUCACAGGCCCGACGCUAGCUAUCUUUUAUACUCUUUUAUCUGUAUAUAUUUAUUUGCCUAUGUACUAGUUUAAUUCAUCCACAUUGCACAUAUUGUUUUAACCAGUAUUUUACUACCUUGCACUCUGAUUAGAUGCUAAACUGCAUUUUGUUGUACCUGUACUCGUAUUUGUGCAAUGACAAUAAAGUUGAAUCAAAUCAAAUCAAAUUACAUUGGCUGCUUUUCUGAGGCAGAAUGAAGUGUAGAUGGAGUCGAUUGGGGCGGGUGUUGGAGAGGCUGCUUUCAUGAUGGACUGGGUUGUGUCGACAACUCUGCAAUUUGUUGAGGUCCUGAGAAGAGACAGUCAAUGGGGUUUUGGUUUAAAUGCCUCAAAAAGGCAUCUAGGUUUUUCUCUCUCUGCACUUUCUAAUCCAUGGGGUUUCAGUUUCAGGUCUUAGCAACAACUCUGAUCUGUAUUUCACAGCUUUAAUGUGUCCUUAGUUUGUUUAUUCUCUCUCUCAAUGGGCCUCAAUAAUCUACCAAUACUCACCAUUGGUUGUGUAGUGGUAGUUACUGCCUUACAGCACCAGAGACCCGGGUUCGAUCCUGAUUAUGGGUGCUUGUCUGUACAGAGUUUGUACGUUCUCCCCGUGACCUGCGUGGGUUUUCUCCAAAACCUUUGCUUUCAUCCCGCACUGCAAAAACGUACAGGUUUGUAGGUUAAUUGGCUUGGUAACAUUGUAAAUUGUCCC
Leucoraja erinaceus (little skate) is the source of this 4435-nucleotide messenger RNA. RefSeq names its product probable G-protein coupled receptor 148. Lineage: Eukaryota; Metazoa; Chordata; Chondrichthyes; Rajiformes; Rajidae. The record is from RefSeq and is a predicted model, not a curated record. The coding region runs from base 327 to 1358 and encodes 343 amino acids. Gene Ontology annotation, molecular function: G protein-coupled receptor activity. Gene Ontology annotation, cellular component: membrane. Gene Ontology annotation, biological process: G protein-coupled receptor signaling pathway. The transcript has a single exon.